AAAAUAAAAUGGAGAGAUGAAAGGGGAGGGGGUGGGAGUCGCUUAUACGUCUCUCUUCUCUGUUUUCUUUUUGUUUCUCUUCUUCUUCUUCUUCCUCCUUGUUUGCUUAUCCUAGCAAACAUAGAAGGGAAGAGAGGAAUAUUGUGUUGUUGUGUGUAUAUCGUCCUCCACACCAGAACAGAACAGACCAGACCAGACCACUUUAUGUAAAUUUAAUUUGUGACAGACAGACCAGAGUACUUUAUGUAAAUUUCAUUUGUAUUGAAGAUGUUGGUUGCCAACAGUUUUGAUCUAUGGCAAAAGGACGCCUUCUUCUCUGCAGCCGAGGAGGUUCAACAAUCUGCAGAUAUAAUGGAAUCGGCGUACAGGACAUGGGUAAAAGAGAGGAGAGAAGGGCUAAGAGCUCGAGAUUUGGAUGAACUUUGUAGGGAGCUUCAAACCGCUUUGGGUACAGCAAAAUGGCAGUUGGAAGAGUUUGAAAGGGCUGUCAGAAUGAGCUACAGAAGCCAUUCUGAUGAUAUUACAACAGCCAGACAUACACAAUUUGUUGCUGCCAUUGAAAAUCAAAUUUCCCGUGUUGAAGCAGCUGUAAAAGAAUCUUUUUAUGAGGAAGGUAAGCAACCAUUUCGAUGGGUGAAUCUAGAUGAAGAAGAGUGUGACAGCCUGGCUGCAUUUCUCUCUGGAACUCUCUUAGCCUCCCAAGCCAAGCAAGCGCUUGGAAAUUCAACAAACGACUCUUUUCACGAGGCACAAUACAAAAGAGCUGCAGAUUUUAAUAUUAACACUGCUUACGAAAAGGAUAUACCUAAUCAAAAUGGGGGAUUUGAAGAUGUUGUUGCUACUGAAAAGGAUUCUAAGCUUGUCAUAAGAAUAGAAGCAGAAGAAAUUUCUCAAACAAGGGAUGAUAUGAGUUGUCAGGCUGAUAGAACAAAUGGUACAAGGAGAACAUGGAGUUCUCCAGAUUUUGGUGCUUGGAAGAUUGUAAUUGCCGAUGAAGAUGAACAAAAGAAAGCACUAUUGCAAAGUAUGGACGCCACACCCAAAGAGAAGGGGUCAAAAUCUGUCUUCUCUAAGCAAAGAUGUGGAGAUUAUCAUCUAGCAAAGCGAGGAGUAUUAAGUUACACCCAGUUGAGAGGGAUUAACUGGAUCAAUCAGAUCUUGGGAUGGUUUCGUGGAUAUCAGCGACAGCUACAGAGCCCGCUGCACUUGCAGAUUGGUCAUUCUCUCCAAUUUACACUUGCUUUGAUGCUAACUAUUUUUUUAAUUGUGCCUUUUGUACUCUAUUCAACUUGACAGCUAGUUGUGUUUUAUUGCUUGUGACUUGUGAGCAAGAUGAGAGGUAUUGGAGAAGUGUUUGUAAUGGGAGAACAGGAGGAAGGAGUUCUGCUUAUAACAGCGUCCCUGUUAGACUUUUCUGGUCUGGAAGUGGAUUGCCUCUCUUAGAUACAAGUAAUAUUUUCACACUAGAUACAAAAGCAUCCUUGUAAUGUUAAACACAUGCUCCCAAGAAAUUUGGUGCCAUGGACAAUCACAUUUAAAUGUAAGCUUCAAACUUGGUAAGAAAUUAUAUAUGAACUUCAGUGAUGACA
This is a messenger RNA of Cornus florida, 1589 nucleotides long. RefSeq lists its product as uncharacterized. Gene Ontology annotation, biological process: Golgi vesicle transport. Bases 268 to 1293 code for a protein of 341 amino acids. The record is from RefSeq and is a predicted model, not a curated record. Gene Ontology annotation, cellular component: membrane. The transcript is spliced from 6 exons. NCBI's taxonomy places the organism in Eukaryota, Viridiplantae, Streptophyta, Magnoliopsida, Cornales, Cornaceae.